Phialemonium atrogriseum is the source of this 2291-nucleotide messenger RNA. RefSeq names its product averantin oxidoreductase. Gene Ontology annotation, molecular function: heme binding; iron ion binding; monooxygenase activity. The coding region runs from base 297 to 1838 and encodes 513 amino acids. The transcript has 8 exons. The record is from RefSeq and is a predicted model, not a curated record. Lineage: Eukaryota; Fungi; Ascomycota; Sordariomycetes; Cephalothecales; Cephalothecaceae.
UCGCCCGAUUCGCAUCCAGUAGCCCAAUUGACAUGUGGGACAUUUCGGACAUUUGGGAUUCGACUCUCCUCAACUGUCGAAUUCAAUAAUAUCCAUGAGACCCAAUUUGUUGAGCCAUCGGACUCCGAAACCCCCAAACCAAGCCCCCAAAUCUCCUCUGACUGGGCGAUUGCCAUAUUAUCGAGUCGCCCGAGGUUGGAUACUCUCUAGGAUCUCCCGGACAUCAGCACGGUCUUUCUCAUAUUGAAAACCCUUCGGCCAAUCCCGAGGCAAAGUGGUGGAGAGGCGGAUUCGCCAUGGCUGUCCUUCAAAUGACAUCGGCGACUACCGAUGUAGGCCUGGCGUCAUUUGCUGGAGUCCUUGCUGUAGUAGGGGCAGCACUAUGGAUGGUCUGGAAAGUCAUCUACAACCUCUAUAUCCACCCUCUGGCUCGCUUCCCGGGCCCCUUCCUUGCAAGAGUCUCCCCGUUCCCCAAUGUACUCGCACUUCUCCGUGGCCGCAUUCCAUUCUGGAUCAAGGCGUGCCAUGACAAGUACGGCCCCAUCGUCCGAGUCUCUCCCAACGAGCUCUCUUUCGACAAUGAAGCUGCCUGGAAGGACAUCUAUGGCAGCCGGCCUGGCCACAAAAACUUCCACAAGGACCCCAUCCAUGUCGGGAGCAUCCAGUCCGUCCCAGGAGUCUCGACCAUCACGAUGGCCAACGACGCGGACCAUGCUCGGCAACGAAGAGCCUUGUCUCAUGCAUUCUCCACCAAGGCUCUUCUCGAGCAGGAGUACAUUGUCAAGUCGUACAUCAAUGUCUUCUCAGACAAGAUGCGGGGGUUUGCCAGGACUGGAACCCCUGUCAACUUGGCUGACUGGUUCGCUUACACGACUUUCGAUAUCAUCGGCGACAUGGCGCUCGGCGAGCCCUUCGGCUGCUUAACCAACGAGGAUUUCCGAUUCUGGGUUCCCCUCAUCAGUGCUUCCAUCAAGGCCGGUGCUUUCGAGCAGGCUACCCGCAGAAUUGCGCAAGCCAAUGGCACCAUGCAGAAGCUGCUGUUGAAGCUAAUCCCCGACCGCAUUCGCAAGACGCGAAUCCAGCACCUCGAGUACAGUAGGGAGAAGAUGUUGAAGCGCAUGUCCCAAUCUUCCUCAGACCAUAAGGACUUUCUCUACUACCUCCUGAAGCAAUCUGACAGCGGUGCCAUCAACAAGGACGAGGUCAUCGUCAACGGUGCUCUCUUCAUUAUUGCUGGAACCGAGACGACAGCAGGCUUCCUCGCCGGUCUUUUCAACCACCUUCUCCGCAAUCCACGUGUCUUGCACAAGCUAACCGAGGAGAUCCGGUCCAACUUCAAGUCCGACGCAGAUCUCAACUUUGAGGAUCUGGUGAAGCUGCCCUACUUGACGGCGGUGAUUGAUGAAGGUCUCCGCAUCUUCCCCAGCGCGCCGAUUGGGUUCGUGCGAACUGUGCCCCAAGGCGGCGACACCGUUGACGGAGAGUUUAUUCCCGGAGGAACCACCGUGUCGGUCCCCAUGUGGGGCGCAACACACAGCGAGAGGAACUUCAAGGACCCUUACAAGUUCCUUCCGGAGAGGUGGCUUAACAAGGAGGGCAGCACAGACAAGUUUGGUGCCUCAAAUGCUUUUUCUCUUGGCCCCCGGGGCUGUAUCGGCCGCAAUUUGUCUUACAUGGAGAUGCGCCUGAUCAUUGGAAAGCUGCUCUGGCACAACGAUAUUGCCUUCCAUGGUAACCACGAUGCAUGGGACCCGGAGAAGGAUUACCCUGGCUUGACUGUCUACAACAACUGGAUGAAGCCUGGUCUGUACGCCAAGCUUACCCCGCGGAAGGAUUAAAGGAACAGCAACCCAGGGGGGAACAUUGGUUGACGUGGGAAUUGGGGAAAAAAAGAAGUUGAUGCAUCGAGAAACGUAAAGCUUAACGUUACCCGCCUUGUCGGGGUAGCAUCUCCACCCCCGCAUUCUUUGCUUAAAUCGUCCUCCCAGAUUUGCUCGGGUUCAAUGAUACUACUGUUCAAGUAGUUAGGCAUCGUUCAUUUAUUCUCUUCCCGGUGCUCCCUCAAAGGUUUGCCUGUUGCAGUCGCGUGAGCCGCCGCCGUGAUGCACGAGUUCGAGACAGGUGGAACUUGCCAUCUUCUAGAUUGCGAGAUCUAUCUUGAGGCCAUCGCAUCCCAACCGAUCCCAUUGUGGCACGACGAGUGUUCAAAGAGUGCCAUCAACAAAUAGAAGGCCGCCGCUUGUCGUCUGGUAGGCAAAUAAUUACGCCAACAAUACCUGGAGCGACCGGGC